Pleurotus ostreatus (oyster mushroom) is the source of this 1071-nucleotide messenger RNA. RefSeq lists its product as uncharacterized. Gene Ontology annotation, biological process: L-leucine catabolic process; ketone body biosynthetic process. Gene Ontology annotation, molecular function: hydroxymethylglutaryl-CoA lyase activity. The transcript is spliced from 3 exons. Bases 1 to 1071 code for a protein of 356 amino acids. Lineage: Eukaryota; Fungi; Basidiomycota; Agaricomycetes; Agaricales; Pleurotaceae. The record is from RefSeq and is a predicted model, not a curated record.
AUGGUUUGGCCUGCCCGGGUUGUACGCGUAGCGUCGUCGUCGGCGCGAAAUUCCAGUAGAAAAUAUGCGACGGCGUCCAACUUCGUCAAUAUCGUGGAAGUGGGACCUCGUGAUGGGCUGCAGAACGAGAAGGGGACCAUUCCAGUCGACGUGAAAGUGGAACUGAUCAAUAGGCUGUCGCGUGCUGGUCUGAAGACCAUAGAAGCGGGGAGCUUCGUGAGUCCGAAAUGGGUGCCGCAGAUGGCCGGGACAGCAGAAGUUCUGUCAGGAAUACAACAAAGAGAAGGAAACCACUACCCCGUGCUCGUGCCCAACCAGAAAGGCCUGGAUAACCUCUUAUCUCUUCCCCGUCUCACGGACGAAAUCGCCAUCUUCACUGCAGCCACUGAUGCCUUUACCAAGGCGAACCUCAACACGACUACUGCAGAGUCUCUUGUUCGUCUUCGGCCGGUCACCGAACAAGCCAUCAAGAAUGGGCUGAGAGUCCGAGGCUAUGUCAGUGUUGUGAUCGCUUGCCCGUAUUCUGGCAAGACGGAUUACGGCAAGGUACGGGAAGUGGCGAAAGAACUCUUGAACAUGGGUUGUUACGAAGUCAGCCUGGGGGAUACUGUGGGCAUGGGCACACCAGACGAAGUUGCUGAGAUGAUUGAGGAGGUCAAGAAGAGUGUUCCCGUCGAAAAGUUAGCUGUACCGGCAAGCUCUGAACACGAGAUUUUUGUCCAGUUCCAUGACACCUACGGAACCGCAAUAGCAAAUGUCAUCGCUGCUUUGUCGCAAGGCAUACGCACCAUUGACUCUUCCGUGGGUGGUUUAGGCGGGUGCCCAUACUCGCCUGGCGCCACGGGGAACGUCGCGACAGAGGAUGUUCUAUAUGCCUUGCAAGGCUCUCAAUACCACGUCGUCGGCUCGCACGGGUCUAGCGGGGGUGUCAACCUAGAUGAAGUCGUAGAUAUUGGUUGGUGGAUAAGCGAAAAGCUAGGCCGAGAAAGCGUUAGUCGUGCUGGGAGAGCAAUUAGGGCCAAGAAACUGAGGGAAGCAGCCAUAGCAGCAAAGAGGGAGGCAAAGUUAUAA